This is a messenger RNA of Empidonax traillii (willow flycatcher), 4145 nucleotides long. RefSeq names its product serine/threonine kinase 3 (gene STK3). The record is from RefSeq and is a predicted model, not a curated record. The coding region runs from base 58 to 1530 and encodes 490 amino acids. Gene Ontology annotation, cellular component: cytoplasm. The transcript is spliced from 11 exons. Lineage: Eukaryota; Metazoa; Chordata; Aves; Passeriformes; Tyrannidae. Gene Ontology annotation, biological process: protein phosphorylation; protein tetramerization; intracellular signal transduction. Gene Ontology annotation, molecular function: protein serine/threonine kinase activity; ATP binding.
CUGCGCGGGGGCUGGGGGGCUCGGCCGGCAGCCCCAGGGGGCGGCAGCGCCGGCGGCAUGGAGCAGGCAGCGCCCAAGAGCAAACUGAAAAAGCUAAGUGAAGACAGUUUAACAAAGCAGCCUGAAGAAGUCUUUGAUGUUCUGGAGAAACUUGGUGAAGGGUCUUAUGGUAGUGUGUUUAAAGCAAUACACAAAGAGUCUGGACAAGUUGUAGCAAUUAAACAGGUCCCUGUGGAGUCAGAUCUUCAGGAAAUAAUUAAAGAAAUCUCUAUAAUGCAACAAUGUGACAGUCCCUAUGUUGUCAAGUACUAUGGCAGCUAUUUUAAGAACACAGAUCUAUGGAUUGUUAUGGAAUAUUGUGGAGCUGGCUCUGUUUCGGACAUAAUUAGACUGCGUAAUAAAACGCUAACAGAAGAUGAAAUUGCAACUAUUCUGAAAUCUACUCUUAAAGGACUUGAAUACUUGCACUUUAUGAGAAAAAUACAUAGAGAUAUAAAAGCUGGAAACAUCCUUCUAAACACCGAGGGACAUGCAAAAUUAGCUGAUUUUGGUGUGGCUGGCCAGUUAACAGAUACAAUGGCAAAACGUAAUACUGUUAUAGGAACUCCGUUUUGGAUGGCUCCUGAAGUAAUACAAGAGAUUGGCUAUAACUGUGUGGCAGACAUCUGGUCCCUUGGUAUCACUUCAAUAGAAAUGGCUGAAGGAAAGCCUCCAUAUGCUGAUAUUCACCCAAUGAGGGCUAUUUUUAUGAUUCCUACAAAUCCCCCUCCAACCUUCCGGAAGCCAGAACUCUGGUCCGAUGAAUUCACUGAUUUUGUGAAGAAAUGCUUAGUGAAAAAUCCUGAACAAAGAGCUACAGCAACCCAGCUGCUACAGCAUACAUUUAUUAAGAAUGCUAAGCCAGUUUCAAUUUUAAGGGACCUGAUAACCGAAGCUAUGGAGAUAAAGGCAAAGCGACAUGAGGAACAGCAGAGAGAACUAGAAGAGGAGGAAGAAAAUUCGGAUGAAGAUGAGUUGGACUCUCACACCAUGGUAAAGACCAACUCAGAGAGCGCUGGCACCAUGAGAGCCACAAGUACGAUGAGUGAAGGCGCCCAGACAAUGAUCGAGCACAACAGCACUAUGUUGGAAUCAGACCUGGGGACCAUGGUAAUAAAUAGCGAUGACGACGAAGAGGAAGAUGGGACCAUGAAACGAAAUGCUACUUCACCGCAAGUUCAAAGACCUUCUUUCAUGGACUACUUUGAUAAACAAGAUUCCAAGAAUAAAAGCCCUGAAAACUGUAAUCAGAACAUGCAUGAACCUUACCACAUAUCCAAAAACGUUUUCCCUGAUAACUGGAAGGUCCCUCAAGAUGGAGACUUUGAUUUCUUAAAGAAUCUGAGUUUGGAAGAAUUACAAAUGAGAUUAAAAGCUUUGGACCCUAUGAUGGAGCGAGAAAUUGAGGAGCUUCGUCAGAGGUACACCGCAAAGAGGCAACCCAUCCUCGAUGCGAUGGAUGCAAAGAAACGGAGGCAGCAAAAUUUCUGAGUUUGUUUAACUUUCAGACAUAAUACGAUGAGUCACUGUGGACACUGGUAACUUUGUAACAGUUUGAAGGAAUUGGAUUAUGAGAGUUUUCAAAAACCCAGUCUGUUGAAAUUUCCUUCACAAGCAAUGACAAUUGGAGCAGUGAAAGAAUAUACAUAUGGUACUCUGCAAAGGCAGAGAAACACAUCACCAUUUGUUUGCAUUUUCAAAUGUUUAAUGUAAUACAAGUUUAAUCUGUUGCUUCCCAAUCUUUUUCAGGUGUAUAGUGGUAAUUUGGUGUUGUACAUUGGGAAUUGCGUUUUGGAGCACCUGGAAUGAUUUCUUGAUUGUGCAACACUACCGAGCCUUAUAUUGCAAUGUAUUUUUCUUCCACUUAGUAGCAUAUUUAUUAUGUAAUCUUUGGUUAUCCUAUUUAUUUUAUGCCUGUUCCCUUUUAUGUUGGGAAGUAUUAGGAUAAUAUUGUGGAGAGCAGAGUCAGAUUAGAUAAAAUUGGUAUUACAGUAUAAUGAAAAGUUGCUCACCGCUCUUAUUAUCUUUUAAAAAUUUCCAAUUUCAGCAAGCAUCCCUAUUCAGGACAGCAUUUGAACAUGUAUCCAGCCCUUUUGUACCAGUAGGAUUUAAGCAGAAAGUAAGUAACAGGCACAUGUUCUUCUCCUCUCCUGAAUCAGGGACUGUGGUUGUAGUUGUGCAGUUACAGUUGUUACACUACAGAGGAUUUUUAGAGAGUAUUUCUGUCAUUUCUACGCACACUGAGUCAGCUGUCGUUAAACAAAAAACAAGUGCCUAAUCAGUUCUGAUUUUUGUUAUUCAGAAGAAGCAAUACUUGCAGUCACUCCUUCAGUGUAAACUUCCAAUUGCUGUUGCAAUUCUGACCAGUAGAAACCUCUAUUUUGCACCAUAGUUUUAUAAUGAAGUAACAGCUACACUUUUUUGAUGUUUUUUUGGUUCAUUUGGGUUUCUUUAUCACUGUUUUGAGGGGAGAGGGGAGUCAUUAGUGGUUUGAGUUUGUUUUGUUUUCACAUUAUAGUUACAAAGGGAUAGUAAUUUAAAAGCCAAAGAAAAUAAAAUUAAUACUUAUAUUUAAUAAGUACAGAAAAGAAGCAACAUUUUACAGUCCUCUGAGAGUUUUGUCCUGCAGUCACUAAACAUGCAAUAUUCCUGUAGUCUUCUGUUGGUAGAUUUUGGGGAAUCAGAAAUGCAGGACCAAGCUCUUAAUAACUUUUUACAAGUUAUUCUAUCCGGUUUAUAUUGUGAAAUACCUAGUAGGUAGAAUUUGCAAAAUUGCAAGAAAUAUUUCAUACUUAGCAGAAAACGUGAUCCACUUUCUGAACAAUCUACUGUGUUCUCUAUUGAAAUAUUUACUAUUGUUGCCUUUUAUGUAAAUAACUUCACUGUGAUAGUCAUACUUCUUUAUACAAUACAGCUGAAAAGAUCUUUACAUUCAACCUUUAACUGUUAAAAUUUUAAUGGUGACUACUGUAUGGGCAUCUUCUGUUAAAUGUUUUCUGGAAGUUAGUAAUCAUCUCAUACCUCUUAACAUUUACUGUCAUCAUACAUGGACCAUUUAGAUGGAACAGUGCAGAUUUUGGAAAUGGUGCAUUAUAUCACAAAGCUUAUGCAAAAGGAAACCAAAAGUUUUCACGAGAUCAGCAUUCUACAGCCGUGCUGGGACCAGGACUUGGGUUUGAGCCAUUGUUGUCAUUGUCAUUCUCUACGUGUUUGCAUGUACACCACGCUCUGACAUGUAAACCCUAGAGUCAAAUAAAUCUUGAUUGAUUGUUAGAACAUCCGUACCCUCAACUCUCUUCGUAUUUCCUACAGCAAUGACCAUUCCUUGUGAAGAUGCAAGAACAUAGAAGAUCCAUAAAAAUUACUUUAGGUGAGAUAAAAUGAACCUGGUAGUCUUAUGCCUCACAUUUAUACAGUGAAACUGUGUAAAGUAAAAAAUGGUAUAAUCAUGUCACUGCGUCAUUAGAUUAUAAUCAUAAUGCAGGAAAAAAAUAACAGUACCAACAUCCCCCCAUCAAUAUGGUUCUUAUUUAUUUUAAAGUAAUUUCUGCUUCUUGAACUUUCUGUUCUCAAAAACUCAAAGAUGUGCGUGCAUACAUGCAUACAUAGAUUUGUGUAGCUAUACACACAUAUAUAUGCAUAUCCAUAUAUGUCAGAAAAAAAAAUAUAAAACAGAUUUAAACCAUCAGGAGAGGAACCUAGAUUGCCUUUUCUUGGUGUGCCUUUUAAGUGAAGUGUCGUUGUCCAGACACUCUUACCUGCGUCCUUAGCUGCUAGAUUUUCCCUUUCUCUAUCUCAACCUUUUCACACCAAAAAUACGACUUUGACUUUGAAUGAUGUGGCUUUACAGUGUAAUAGGCAGUGCAGCAAAAAUUAUCACAAAUUUCAUAUUUUGCAUAUUCUGAAAACUGUAGUAAUGUGGCACUCUAAAAAUUAAUUGCUUAUCCUGAGGGACUCCAGUGAAAGGCCAUUUUAGACUAGAGCUGUUGCAGUCUGACAUCUGAAAGAUAUGAGAAGGACAUCCUUUCUUCAAUCCUGAUGUGUCUGCAUAGAAACAACUCAAUUUUUGUGCACAUGCAUGCACACAAGAAUGGAUUAUAUAUGCA